Molecule: messenger RNA, 3326 nt
Organism: Colossoma macropomum (tambaqui)
Lineage: Eukaryota; Metazoa; Chordata; Actinopteri; Characiformes; Serrasalmidae
Exons: 18
Coding region: 1367-3268 (633 amino acids)
Source: RefSeq, a predicted model, not a curated record
UAAAAAUAUUACAAUGAAAAUGAAAAAACUGGAAAACUGACCAUAUUUAUGUGUAUUAAAGCAGAAAAUGAGAUGAUUACAAAGAAGGCUGCUGAAGCUGAAGCUGAAGCCAUCGAUGCGUUCAUGAGCAUCUCAGUCGAGGACAAUGAGAAGGAACAUCUGGAGGAACCUCUGGGUAAGUAAAGAAAUUAACAAUGUCAUGGUGGAAAUACAUUUAGUUCAUAUUAAAAUGUGAAUUCUAAUCUGUUUUAAUUCUUCAUUCAAGAUAAUCUAGUGAGCAUAACUGAUGACAAGACUGGAGUCAUCAGUGAGCUCCUGGAGAUCCAGCUGGAGUAUCCAGCGAGUGUCCAGCCUCUGGGUAAGUAAAGUUGAUGAGCAGAUGUCGUGAUGAUGCUAACAAAUUCUGGUUGCUUUCACACCUCCUUUGUUUGUUCCGGACAUUCAGACUUUUAAAGUUGGUCUGAAGCAAAACUGCAUGUGUGAAAGUUUCCUCAGACCAUGGUUCAGAUCAAAGGGCCAACAUUUGGUCGGUCUAAAAGAGGUGGUCUUGGUCCAGAUCAAACUGAGCCAUGGUUCGGUUCAUUUGCAGUGUGAAAGCACUUUUUUGGAUGGUUCACAUUUUCGGACCAAUUAUAGGAAGUUGAGUCAGGCUGUCGUCACCCAUCAAACAAUAGAGGAAGAAAAAGAACCAGAAGAGAGUAAAAUGAGCCGCGGUAGCUCACGGGGAGGAGACGGUGUAUUUAUUUGUAAUUUGGACUCACGAAAAAGUCAAAAGUCAACAUUUUUCUCCAAACGUAAAAGACAAGCAGCUGAACUGACCACACGCUGACAUCAGACUCUCCUCUACAAACCAAUCGGUGUCCAGUACAGGGAGACACAGCCCACGGUGGUGAUGAUAUCAGGACAUAGGUGUGUCAUGCAGAGUUCUUUAGUGCGCUCGUUAAAUCGCAACCAAAACGAGCUGGAUCAAAUGAUUACAAUGUAACAAACACAUGAACCUCAGUUUGGACUUUGAUCAGGACUUUCAGGUCUGAAAACACCCUUAAUUUAUAUUAACACAGGAAUUCAGCUAAAUAUGAUCUCUAAUCUGUCUGAAUUCAUUCUAGAUCAUCCAGUGAGCACCAAUGAUGAUGCUGCUACAGCCAUCAGAGAGCUCCUGGAGGUCCUGUUUGCUGAUGCUCUAUCAGCGAGUGCCCAGCCAAAGAAGGCUGCUGAAGCUGAAGCUGAAGCUGAAUCCAUCGAUGAGCCCAUGAGCAUCUCAGUGGAGGACAAUGUGGAGGAACAUCUGCAGGAACAUCUGGGUAAGUAAAGAAAUGAACAAAUAGUGAGAUGAUAUUGACACAUAUAAUUAAUAUUAAAGCUUAAUAUGAGCUCUAAUCUGUCUGAAUUCAUUCAAGAUAAUCUAGUGAGCACCAAUGAUGACGAAGCUAAAGCCAUCAGUGAGCUCCUAGAGAUCCUGUUUGACGAGGAGAUCCAGAUGGGGUGUCCAGCAAAUGUCCAGCCUCUGGAAAAUGAGAUGGCGGCUGAUGAAGCGGAGGCUGAAGCCACCAACAAAUUCAUGAGCAUCUCUCUGGAGGACUCUGAGGAGGACCCUCACAGCAACUUGGACGAUGGUGAAACAGGUGAUGACCAAUCUUUUGACAAUGAGAUGACGAGGGAGAUGAUGUUGGCUACCAAAACCCUCAAAGACCUCCUAGGCAUCAAUUGUGAGGACGCUGAGGAGGAACCUGACAAGGAACAUCUGGACAAUGAGAUGACGUUGGCUACUAAAACCCUCAAAGACCUCUUAGGAAUCCAUCAUGAGGACGUUGAGGAGGAACCUGUCAAGGAACCUCUGGACAAUGAGAUGACGAGGGAGAUGAUGUUGGCUACCAAAACCCUCAAAGACCUCUUAGGCAUCAAUUGUGAGGACGCUGAGGAGGAACCUGACAAGGAACAUCUGGACAAUGAGAUGACGUUGGCUACCAAAACCCUCAAAGACCUCUUAGGAAUCCAUCGGGAGGACAUUGAGGAGGAACCUGUCAAGGAACAUCUGGACAAUGAGAUGACGUUGGCUACUAAAACCCUCAAAGACCUCUUAGGAAUCCAUCAUGAGGACAUUGAGGAGGAACCUGUCAAGGAACAUCUGGACAAUGAGAUGACGAGGGAGAUGAUGUUGGCUACCAAAACCCUCAAAGACCUCCUAGGCAUCAAUUGUGAGGACGCUGAGGAGGAACCUGUCAAGGAACAUCUGGACAAUGAGAUGACGAGGGAGAUGACGUUGGCUACCAAAACCCUCAAAGACCUCUUAGGAAUCCAUCGUGAGGACAUUGAGGAGGAACCUGUCAAGGAACCUCUGGACAAUGAGAUGACGAGGGAGAUGAUGUUGGCUACCAAAACCCUCAAAGACCUCCUAGGCAUCAAUUGUGAGGACGCUGAGGAGGAACCUGACAAGGAACAUCUGGACAAUGAGAUGACGAGGGAGAUGAUGUUGGCUACCAAAACCCUCAAAGACCUCUUAGGAAUCCAUCGGGAGGACAUUGAGGAGGAACCUGUCAAGGAACAUCUGGACAAUGAGAUGACGAGGGAGAUGAUGUUGGCUACCAAAACCCUCAAAGACCUCUUAGGCAUCAAUUGUGAGGACGCUGAGGAGGAACCUGUCAAGGAACCUCUGGACAAUGAGAUGACGAGGGAGAUGAUGUUGGCUACCAAAACCCUCAAAGACCUCCUAGGCAUCAAUUGUGAGGACGCUGAGGAGGAACCUGACAAGGAACAUCUGGACAAUGAGAUGACGUUGGCUACCAAAACCCUCAAAGACCUCUUAGGAAUCCAUCGGGAGGACAUUGAGGAGGAACCUGUCAAGGAACCUCUGGACAAUGAGAUGACGAGGGAGAUGAUGUUGGCUACCAAAACCCUCAAAGACCUCUUAGGCAUCAAUUGUGAGGACGCUGAGGAGGAACCUGUCAAGGAACCUCUGGACAAUGAGAUGACGAGGGAGAUGAUGUUGGCUACCAAAACCCUCAAAGACCUCCUAGGCAUCAAUUGUGAGGACGCUGAGGAGGAACCUGACAAGGAACAUCUGGACAAUGAGAUGACGUUGGCUACCAAAACCCUCAAAGACCUCUUAGGAAUCCAUCGGGAGGACAUUGAGGAGGAACCUGUCAAGGAACCUCUGGACAAUGAGAUGACGAGGGAGAUGAUGUUGGCUACCAAAACCCUCAAAGACCUCCUAGGCAUCAAUUGUGAGGACGCUGAGGAGGAACCUGACAAGGAACAUCUGGGUAAGUAAAUGAAAUGAACAGAUGACAAGAUUGUGGAACAUCUAACACCACAGCUAUGGGUGAGAA